UGGACACUGCCGACUCUGAGCAAUGGCCGCGUCUGGGGACCCUGGGAGGCAGUGGCAGGAGGAGGUGGCGGAGGCGGCGGUGGUGGUGGUGGGCUCCUGCAUGACCGACCUGGUCAGCCUUACUUCUCGUCUGCCAAAAACUGGAGAAACCAUCCAUGGACAUAAGUUUUUUAUUGGCUUUGGAGGGAAAGGUGCCAACCAGUGUGUCCAAGCUGCUAGGCUUGGAGCAAAGACAUCCAUGGUAUGCAAGGUUGGCAAAGAUUCCUUUGGCAAUGAUUAUAUAGAAAACUUAAAACAGAAUGAUAUUUCUACAGAAUUUACAUAUCAGACUAAAGAUGCUGCGACAGGAGCUGCUUCUAUCAUUGUCGAUAAUGAAGGCCAGAAUAUCAUCGUUAUAGUAGCUGGAGCAAAUUUACUUUUGAAUACAGAAGACCUGAGGAAAGCAGCCAGUGCCAUUAGCAGAGCCAAAGUAAUGAUCUGCCAGCUAGAAGUAACUCCUGCAACUUCUUUGGAAGCCCUGAGAAUAGCCCACAGCAAUGGAGUGAAAACAUUGUUCAAUCCAGCGCCUGCCAUUGCUGACCUGGACCCCGAAUUCUACACCCUCUCAGAUGUGUUCUGCUGCAAUGAAAGUGAGGCUGAGAUUCUGACCGGCCUUGAGGUCGGCAGCCCCACAGAAGCUGGGAAGGCUGCGUUGGUGCUCCUGGAAAGAGGCUGCCAGGUCGUAAUCAUCACCUUAGGUGCUGAAGGAUGUGUGAUGCUGUCACAGACAGAACCUGUCCCAAAGCACAUUCCCACGGAGAAAGUCAAGGCUGUGGAUACUACGUGUAGACCUGGCCCAAGACCCAAGAGUGAAGCAGUAACUGUAAGGAAGCAGAAAUAUUAUAAAUAACCCAGAGAACCCUUUUAUAACAGCAACUGCCUGCUGAUUUUGUGGCCUAACAGCUCAAGCAAAAAAAAAAGGAUAUAAAUACAAUAUUGUGCAAUGACUAAUUACUCAAAAUGUUGUGCAUCAGCAGAAGUGGGACCUGUGGUUGGUGCUAAUAUUAUCAGAUGCCUUUGCUGUUUAAUAAUCUGGUAGCUCUAUAUUAUUUAGCAUGCAGUUUUCACAGAGAAUAAUGAUUUUAUUUCAAGUAGCUUUCACUGAAAUAAAAAAGCAGCUGUUAGAAGAGGAACAUUUGGCAGAAAAUAUUGUAGAAGAAUCUUCUCUGAGAUACUAAAUCAUAUUGGAUUAACUGUUCUGUCUAGAAUGGUGGAGUGACAAAGGAAAAAGAUCACUGACCACAGAAGGCCAGGGCAGUCUUUAAAACCCAGUGAAUGAUGAACAGACAUUUUAGUUGUCAGUGCCAUUUAUUCAUCAAUAUAUAAAGUUAUGUAUAUACAAAGCUUCCAUUAAUAGUGCCUGAAGAAUGGGCCUUUUUUAUUCCAGUUUUAGCUCAUAUUCAGGAUUUUACUUCUCUCUCGUUAAUAGUGGAAUUCUUUAAAUUAUAGCAUAAAUUAAUACACCACAGACAUUUGGGGCAGAAUGGGGUUUUUAAUCAAUUUCAGUCUCCACAGGCCAUUCUGUGUGGCUUAGCAUGCUGGGCACGUGCUGGCCAUGCCCCUGCCCCUGCCCCUGAAUAGGCUAAGACACUUAGUUGCAGCAUGUGGGAUCUAGUUCCCUGACCAGGGAUUGAACCCGGGCCCCGUGCAUUGGGAGCAUGGAGUCUUAGCCACUGGACCACCACAGAAGUCCCUGACUCAAUUUUAGAUCAGAUCAAAAUGAUGCCGUUAUUAUGAUCACCCUACUCUUACAAAUUAUUAUUAAAUAUUAGUAGGGUACCAAUAAAUAAAGAAUCUGGCAGUUCUGGGAUGAAGGUUGGUAGAGUUUUUCUUAUUCUCUAGUAGUUGAAUUUUAAUCAAUAUGUUGAAGGUUGAAAGACCAGAGUCAUUUUUUAAUACCACUUACAAUCUUUGGGGAGAGUGACAUGCUGCCUUGAACAUAUCUGGCCCCACCUUACUUAGAUUUUGCAGUCGACCCCCCAUUGAUCCCUCUCUUUUUUCAUCCAUCUAAAUGAAAGAAGCCUUCAGCCCCAUAAACC
Cervus elaphus (red deer) is the source of this 2078-nucleotide messenger RNA. It is a transcript of the gene RBKS, whose product is annotated as ribokinase. The transcript is spliced from 8 exons. The record is from RefSeq and is a predicted model, not a curated record. Bases 23 to 889 code for a protein of 288 amino acids. Gene Ontology annotation, biological process: D-ribose metabolic process. Gene Ontology annotation, molecular function: ribokinase activity. NCBI's taxonomy places the organism in Eukaryota, Metazoa, Chordata, Mammalia, Artiodactyla, Cervidae.